This is a messenger RNA of Protopolystoma xenopodis, 738 nucleotides long. NCBI's taxonomy places the organism in Eukaryota, Metazoa, Platyhelminthes, Monogenea, Polystomatidea, Polystomatidae. The record is from the annotation of a GenBank genome assembly.
AUGGACAACAGCAGGCAGGUCGCCUUUCCAUGUUCUGGCCAGGCGGAGGCUGGGGACUAUGUGGAAGAGUUGAGCGCUGGUGAGACUGAUUUGGCCAGCUCCGAAGAGCUGAGUCUGUUCUUUCGUGAACCGACAAUCGGCUCGCAAACGCUUGCCGCCUACACCGGCGCUAACACGCCCUGUCUCACCAGCUCGACAGCCUCACCGCUCGACCCCACCGACUCGGCAUCAACAUCACCCUCUCUCUGCGGCAGCAGCAGCGGUGCAGCGCAGGCCGUCCUGUCCGGAGGUGGAGGCAGUCUCGGAGGCCUCGGCAGUGGCGCAGCACCGGUCGGCGUGGCGGGCGCCGGCGGCAACGUAGUUGCCAACGACUCUGGCGCCAACGGAGGAGGCUGUCUGACGUCGGCGACGCCGUACCGACGCCUCGACUGCCGGACGCCGCGUCGCCGAGGCCCAGAGCCGGUGGGCGAGUUCAGCAAGCCACGGAGACUGGCUCCGAUGAUGCGCACACUGACAAUGCCGACGCUCAGUCUGCAGGCAUCUCUGGCGUUGUCCGACGCGACCGCCAUCACAGAAGCUGUGGCGGCAGCCUCGAAUGCGUCAACGGCGAGGGCGACUUUCGAUCUGGCGCCGGGCAAACGGCGCGUGGUGUCGACUCGUGGGCAACCGAGCGGUCAGCAGUUCGCCUCAGUCGCUGAGUGUACACGCAGCUUCCAGUGCAGACCUUCACGACGAGCU